This is a messenger RNA of Lipotes vexillifer (Yangtze River dolphin), 890 nucleotides long. RefSeq names its product family with sequence similarity 204 member A (gene FAM204A). The transcript is spliced from 8 exons. The coding region runs from base 54 to 746 and encodes 230 amino acids. NCBI's taxonomy places the organism in Eukaryota, Metazoa, Chordata, Mammalia, Artiodactyla, Lipotidae. The record is from RefSeq and is a predicted model, not a curated record.
GAUGUUGACGGGUCUUAAGAUGGCUGCUGGACGACCGGCUACGGACCGAAAAAAUGUGGAGUGGGCUGCUACCUCCUGGCCUAAAUGAGAGUGAUGUUGAGUUGAAUUCAGAUGAUGAGGCCACAGUAGAGAGCUCUGAACUUAACUUAGAAGAAGAUGGGACCAUUACAAACACAGAGGUCUCAGAUAUCCCUACAGAUGGACCAAAAACUGAAGCAGAGGCAAAUGUAAAUGCAUAUGAAGAGUGUCCCUCUGGAAUUCCCUUAAAUAUGUGGAAUAAAUUUCAAGAACUGCAUACAAAACAUUCUGAACAGAAAACCUCAACUUCAAGAUCCAGAAAGAAAAAAAGAAAACGCUCCAGAAAAGGUAAAUUGAAGAAUGAAGAAGAAUCUCGAAGUGAACAGUCCUCAAGUGAAACCCAGUGGAAGGAGCUUACUCAGUAUUUUGGAGUCAACGAUAGAUUUGACCCCCCUGUUAAAAGGAAAAAAAUUGAAAAGUCGGGCCUUGAAAAGAGCAUAGACCAGGCUGUGGAAGAGUGGAACAUUGAGAAGGCUGAGGAGCUCAGCAAUCAGCUAGCUACUCGAGAGCUUGGUGUAAAAAUUGCCAAAGCGAUUGCCUGCCACAACUUUGUAAAAGCCAAAAAGGAUGCUGAAAAUUCACAGGUUGCUCGAAAAAAGAAGAAACUUGCCUGGGGGUUUGAAGCAAAGAAGAGGUGGGAAACCAAAAGCAACAUGGGAUAUAUGUGACUUGCCAGAGUUCUUCAAGACCUUUGAGACUUCACUUGAGUCUUCAGUUGCUUAAUUUACUGAAAAGAUUUUCCUGUUCAUGUUAACUAUGUUGGGAAAUUGAUGGAAAUAGAAAAAAUAAGCAUAAAAUUUGGAAGUUGAUUA